Actinia tenebrosa (Australian red waratah sea anemone) is the source of this 781-nucleotide messenger RNA. RefSeq lists its product as uncharacterized. Lineage: Eukaryota; Metazoa; Cnidaria; Anthozoa; Actiniaria; Actiniidae. The record is from RefSeq and is a predicted model, not a curated record.
UAUUCCGACGGGAAGUUUGAAAAUUUUGCGUUUUUACUACCGGCCGCCAUUAAUUUUUCAUCUCACGGCCAAAAGGAUUAUWUUCGGUCAGCGGUCUUCUCGUGACGUCAUUUACUCUACUUAUUCCAUAACGCUGGCGUCUUUCCUCUUGUUUCUUUGUAAAGYUAGAGAAGUUAGAAGCUAGUUUACUGUGGAUUUUUUUAAAGUUUUCACGCUCAUAUCAGCGACCGAGUACGAUAUUUUCCUUGUCGACCUUUCUGUUGCUUUAAAAACAUGGAAAAUGUCAACAGCGUCGAGAUAUACGACUAUGAAGAGCUCGAACCUAUUGCCAACGAAGAAGAGAUCGCUGAGUUCAGAAUCGAGCUCGAAGAAGAAGAAAUGCUAAGAAGAUUUUGUGGGGAGUCCAGGCAAUGGUGCACUUGUUCUAAUUGUUGCCUAACUCUAGUGACAAAGCAAGAAGAGUGCUUUUGUUGCAAUGACAUCAUGAGGUGCAUGGACAAACUGAAUGAACUGGAUCAACAAGUUCAAUGUAUUACAAGUCACCCUGGCUUUGAAUCUGUGUGUCUAGACAAGUAUGUUCUGGAAACCGCUGCAGUGGGACUGAAGACAAGAGGGAACCGGAGUUAUACUAUUCUUAGAGAAAAGGGCUUUGCUAAAGAAUCAGAGUAUUAAGUAUUGAUUGAGCUUUAUUCAGGUCUCYUCAGGCUCCAGCAUUAACAGAAAAUUUCCAAUAUUUUGUUAUACUAUGUAUACAGUGAUAAGAAUAGCUGGCAAUAUCCUU